AUGGAUCCCAUCUCUCUGUUCGCUCCUCUGUUCUCUGGGAUUAAUCUGGGCUGUUCCUUUCCUUACAAGACCGACACAGCAUCUGGAGAAUUACUGGAGAGGGAUAAAGAAGAUGGGAAGUUAUUGGGGAAGUGUGUGGAGGAAUUGAAGAAGAAAGGUUUGGAGUUUGAUUUGUUGAAGGAAGUUGAUGCACUUCGAAGGGCUAAAAGUUUGAGGGUUGAAGGUAAAGCAGUGAAGAAAUGGUCAAUGAGAGACUCUGUUACUCUGUUUUUAUUCACUGUUUCUUGUUUAGUUCUUGUUCUUACUAGGGUCAUUCUCUGCAAUUGA
Lactuca sativa (garden lettuce) is the source of this 327-nucleotide messenger RNA. The record is from RefSeq and is a predicted model, not a curated record. Lineage: Eukaryota; Viridiplantae; Streptophyta; Magnoliopsida; Asterales; Asteraceae.